UAAUUUCUAACAUGAACAACGCUACUCACAACCACUCUUCCAACACUGAACAUCCUCCUGCCAUGAAAGUUGGCGGUAUGCGUGUCAAGAACCCCGAUCCUCAUCGUACGGCAUUAAAGGACGAGAAUGCUACCUCUGAAGAUCUCACUGAAGAAGAAGAAGAUGCCCAGCGUCAGAUUGAACAGGAACAGCAAAAGGCUAACCAGAUGCGCCAGACUUCUGAGAUGCUUGCCGAAGAGGCCAAGCGUAACAAGAACAUUUCCAAGAACCCAGGAACAAACCUCCACCAGGGUCCCAAGGGCGAUUACCAGCCAAGAAGCAUGAACCACUAAAAUAAUAAUUAUUAUUUAUAUUAUAUAUUUAUAUAUUUUUUUUUCUUCUUGUACAUAAUGUAAACAUUCUAAAUGAAAUCAAUCAAUAAAUCAAAACCAUGCUUUGUUUGGUCCAAUAUUGAACCAAAUCAAAUCAAAUUGUACCUU
This is a messenger RNA of Phycomyces blakesleeanus NRRL 1555(-), 479 nucleotides long. RefSeq lists its product as hypothetical. The record is from RefSeq and is a predicted model, not a curated record. The coding region runs from base 12 to 332 and encodes 106 amino acids. The transcript has 2 exons. NCBI's taxonomy places the organism in Eukaryota, Fungi, Mucoromycota, Mucoromycetes, Mucorales, Phycomycetaceae.